This is a messenger RNA of Pediculus humanus corporis (human body louse), 1608 nucleotides long. Its product is annotated as px serine/threonine kinase, putative. The transcript is spliced from 5 exons. Gene Ontology annotation, cellular component: extrinsic component of endosome membrane; early endosome; late endosome. Gene Ontology annotation, biological process: protein targeting to lysosome; early endosome to late endosome transport; protein phosphorylation. Bases 1 to 1608 code for a protein of 535 amino acids. The record is from RefSeq and is a predicted model, not a curated record. NCBI's taxonomy places the organism in Eukaryota, Metazoa, Arthropoda, Insecta, Psocodea, Pediculidae. Gene Ontology annotation, molecular function: protein kinase activity; ATP binding; phosphatidylinositol binding.
AUGGCUGUGUUUGAUAAAAAAAUUCCAACAAAAGUUUUUUUAGAUGACACACAAGUUUUAAGUGUAACAAUAGAAAAUGCUCAAACUGUCAAUGGACAUACUAGAUAUAGUGAUUUUGUAGCACUGCACAGUAUAGUUCAAAGCUCUGGAAUUAGCAUAAUAUUACCUCCUAAAAAGCUCAUUGGUAAUAUGGAUAAAACAUUUAUAUCUCAACGCCAAAAUGAGUUACAGGCCUAUUUGAAGACAAUAUUAAUGAAUCCUAUACUUGCAUUAAGCCUGCCGAUAAAAAAAUUUUUGGAUCCACAUAAUUAUGCUGAAUCUUUGGAAGAACUCGCUCUUCAACAUGUCUCUAUGGCUUUAAGAAGUGAAAUGAAUUAUGAAUUAGUUAAACCGAUUCAAGAUCUAGGUUGGAGAAUUAGAAAGCAUUAUUUUAUUAUUAAGUCUAAACUUAUACCAAAGGUAGAAUCAUUGUUAAAAUGGGUAGAAUUCGGACCGGAUAAAUAUUUAGAUAAUAAAGAUUUACAAAAUGUAAUUCAGAGUAUGCUCAAUUUAAAUCAUCCCCAUGUGGAAAAGAUUGAAUUUGCCCAUUGUAGUGAAAAAGGAUGUUUGAUAGUUCAAAGAUUUUAUCAGUGUGGUACAUUAAAAGAUUUGAUAUAUGGAUCAAAGCCAAAAUUGAAUUUUUUAAAAAAAUAUGGUGCUCCAAAACACACAAAGCCUUUACAUUUUAAUGAGGUUUCUCUAUUUGGAAAACAAAUUUUGGAAACUUUAUUAUUUUUUCAUGAAAAAGGAAUGCCUUUUGGACAUUUACAUUUAGGAAAUAUUUUAUUAAUAGACAACAGUAUCAAAUUGCUGGAUAUUGAAAAUAUGGUUCUCGGGUUACCUUCAUUGUACAGACAUUUUAUAGCUCAGCACAAAAAAAUAAACACUUUGGAAGCUGUAGAUGUUUAUUCAUUUGGACAUGUGCUAUUCGAAAUGGCAUUCGGUUACCCACUUAAUGAAUCAGUCUGUGAUACUUUACCACCUUCAUGUCCAUCUUUAUUAGGUUCUUUGUUGGAAUCAAUUUUGUCAACUGAAAGCUGUAAAACAGGGUUACCAUCUCUUCAAGAACUACAUCAACAUCCUUUUUUUAAUUUAUCAUCGAAAAAUCAUACAGUAAAAAUUAAUUUUAGACUAAGUAGUACACUUAAACAAUCGUUAAAAAUAGCCGUUAAAAAUACAGAGAAAAGACUUCAAAGUGAUCAAAGAGCGAUUAGAAAUCAGAAAAAAAUUACCAAAAUGAAAGAGUUAUUAUCAUCUGAUGAAAAUUUAAAUACACUCAAGAAAGAAAAAAUGAAAAGGGAUAAAAAUUCUGGUUCGAGAGAACUUAAAGUUGAUGAUAUUCAUAGAAAUGGUAGAUCACCAAGGUCGAAUAGUUUAACAAGUGAUAGCACAGCAGCUUCAGUAGGUGCCAUUACUCCUCCCUUGCCAGCAUCAAAAAUUUCAUCUCCGACUCCUCCUGUAAGCUCCUCAUCUUCAACAAUAAACGAGAGAUCUGCUUUGCUGGAUUCCAUAUGCGCGUUCGAUAAAUCGAUUCUUCGACAUCAUCAAAGCGCUCAAGUCCUCAAUUAA